AUGCUCCAUAAUGAGCUCUCAGACCACCCGAACCGGAUUACUGGCUUAUUAGACUGGCCAGCGACUCGCCAGCUGUCCACGCUGGAUCGCGCAUCGGCUGCUAGUGGACACACGAACACGGGCUCGGAGAACUUGGAGGGUUUUGCCUUGAUGGUUGAUGUUGAUGCCGAUGGAACACUCGCGAUGGCCCGUCAUCUGUUGCACGGGGACGUCUGUAUACAGCGGCCCGUGUGCUCGUUUGCGGGAUCCCAUGGCAAGUCACAACGUUGA
Molecule: messenger RNA, 270 nt
Organism: Pleurotus ostreatus (oyster mushroom)
Lineage: Eukaryota; Fungi; Basidiomycota; Agaricomycetes; Agaricales; Pleurotaceae
Exons: 2
Coding region: 1-270 (89 amino acids)
Source: RefSeq, a predicted model, not a curated record